UAGAAAACUUAUCGUACUCUCAAGUGAAUAAAUUAUAGGAAUAAAAAGAAAUCAGAUACAAUAAUGUCGAUAGACAAAAGCUUCCGAAGUAUGUCAGCAGAUUCUGGAGAUAGAAGACGAUUUGUACCAGGAUAUGACUUUUCGUAUCGAUUCCAGAGUGCUAAACCGUUCUUAGAGUUGAAAGCACUAUCCAGACCGCAUACGACCCCAGACAGCAGCUCGGCACAAGUAUACCGUACAGGUCGCCACCAACAGGCUUACGUGAAUGCGAUUGCAUCGGCCCAAACUCCCUCAAUCGAAGCCAUCAAAAGAUCGUUGGGCGAUGGACUUCUCAUGCUGCAACAAGGUAGCAAAUAUGUGAAGCCUACUAUUUUCGCCAAUCUUGACAAAAUCCACCUAACGAAGGCAAAGGAAACUGUCAAAAGCCGGGAAGGAACUUCUCCAGCAUUUUUUAUUCCACGCCAACCUCCAUUACCAACACGCUCGCCAACUCGAAAAAGGAUGCAGACAAUAACUUCGAAGAUCAGGAGCCAAUCUGCUGGAUCAAGCACAACACAGUCUCGCGGUGUUCAAGUGAAUCGAGGAGCGUCAACUACACCUGCUAACGCCACCAGAAGGCCAAGUACCGUUGGAGAAAUGGUAGUUGAAUUUCUGACCAACGUCGACAAAAAGGAACAACAAUCAACAAGAACUAAAGUAUACCGGCCACGUUCAAACUCUUACUAUUCAACAAUAACGGAACUUGACGAUAGGUGUUUAAGAAAUUCGGAUUUUCCGCAAAUACAGAUUGAUGGAAGGACAUUAAGUCAGACGAUGAGAACAGGCACGGGAUUUAUGCCUCGAGAGCAUUGUGAUGUACUUGGACCCCUGACCUGUCCAGACUGUAUUCGAACAAGAUCUCAAAAUUCACAUCAGAGAAUGUGCAGUACAUCAGUAGCCGCGAACGCCACUGAUGUCUACAAACUGGCGCUGAUACACGAACGAAUUCCACAUCUUGGUAUGCGCGAAGUUCAGAGAAAAGUAUUUGAUGGAGAAAUUUCUGACAAAGUAAAUUCAAUCUCACGCUGGAAAGAGAUGCAACAAUACGCUCAACCUAAAUAUGCUGAGAAAGAAGAGAGUACCAUCGUGGAAACUAUUGAAGAAACCGUAGAAGAUAAAACGAGAGAUCAGCCUGAAAAAUCAAGACCAAAGUUAAGGUCCAGAGGAUCUCUUGGUUCCGUGGUAUUUGAAACGAUAGCAGAAGCUUCAGAAUCACCGGAAAUUGGUCAGAGUGGGGAGACUGGAGAAGUCAUAGAUCAAGCACUGCCCAUUUCAAACCAAAAAUCAGUUUCUAAAGAAGAUGAUCAAGUUGAUAUACAAAAUAAAACGAUGGAUAAUGAAAUUGAUACCAAGACAAAGGAAAUCGUAGACAAUGUCGAUGAGGUCACUUCAGAACGUCCACAGCGCACGUCAUCAGGAAGGAGUCGUCGUCGUUCAAAAAAUCGGAAAAAAUCCCCAAAGCGACAUACCCGUAUUUUUAAUCGCGGCCUUAUUCCUUCGCCUAACUAUUUUUAUAACGUGGGUGACCUAAUGGGAAGAGUCCAAAAACUUCGACGAACCGGAAAACGAAAUCCUUGGGAGGUUGAUAUCGAUAUUCCCAUGCCUCUUGUACAUCAAAAUGAAGAGGGAGGGGCAAAGCCAGAUGCAAACAAAGAUGACGCUGCAUCCAUCAGCUCACAGGAUUCUGUCAGUCCACGUAAGGCAGAUCCGAUGACAAAAGUGGAGCCACCGAUCAUGUACGAGAAGAAAUCUCGAUACCUCGGUUUAUCACAUCCAACUAUUGGUAAUAUUCCAACUAGAGCGUAGAAGAUUUGAGAAAU
This is a messenger RNA of Styela clava, 1859 nucleotides long. RefSeq lists its product as uncharacterized. The record is from RefSeq and is a predicted model, not a curated record. NCBI's taxonomy places the organism in Eukaryota, Metazoa, Chordata, Ascidiacea, Stolidobranchia, Styelidae.